This is a messenger RNA of Anthonomus grandis grandis, 1377 nucleotides long. Its product is annotated as zinc finger C4H2 domain-containing protein. The record is from RefSeq and is a predicted model, not a curated record. Gene Ontology annotation, biological process: positive regulation of neuron differentiation. Bases 182 to 994 code for a protein of 270 amino acids. Gene Ontology annotation, cellular component: nucleus. The transcript has 5 exons. NCBI's taxonomy places the organism in Eukaryota, Metazoa, Arthropoda, Insecta, Coleoptera, Curculionidae.
AACUUGUCAAAUUACCCUCAUCUUCUCCAAGUUGGUUUACGUCUGGUACUUCAAUCCCAAAAUUUUUAAUUUUUAUCAAUAAUAAUAUAAAUACUGCUUUAAUGUAUUUUUUAUAAUUAAUUUAAGUUUUACAAGAAGCGCUAUAACGACCAACUAUAAUCAUCAAUUUUAUUUUACAAAGAUGGGGACCACUGAGGAAAGAAGCAUAUUUGCUAAAUUGGAAGCUAUCAAAGAGAUUAGAACUAAAACUAUACAACUUGAAAAACUGAAAGCCCGAUUAAUAUGUGAGGUUGAAUCACAAGAGCAAGAGGAAAAAGCUAUUGCUGAAUACAAGCAAGAAAUGGAUCUCUUACUGCAGGAGAAAAUGUCUCAUGUAGAAGAAUUAAGACAGAUUCAUGCUGAUAUAAAUGCUAUGGAAGGUGUCAUAAAACAAGCUGAAGAAAGCAGACAAAGAUCCAUGGGAGCCACCUUAAGACUUCAUGAAGAAUAUCUCCCCCUUAAAAAUGAAAUAGACAGAAUGAGGAGAGACAAUCUUGGACUCGAAAGGCUUCCUGAUCUCCAUGAAGAGGAGGGAUCUACUAUAACACCUGAAAAGUUCUCCCAACUCUACAAUUCAACUAAAUCUCAAACUUCUAACUACACAAAAUCAGCUGAUUGGACCAGACCAUUGGCCCCAACCGAUGCCACAAUGGGUUCACUUGGGCCACCUUUACCCCCAACAUUCUUACCACCACCGAAUCCAUUAAGGCUUGUAGCCACUAAUAAGGGACCAGAUCAUACUGGUGGAAGAGGAUCUAGUAUGGGGCCCACAUCGCAUCCAGGACCCCCAACACCUACAUUCAGGUCGGACCUUAGUCUCAGACAGCAACCACCUCCGAUGAAGUCUUGCCUCAGUUGCCACCAGCAGAUCCACAGGAAUGCACCAAUUUGCCCACUGUGCAAAGCCAAAUCCAGAUCGAGGAAUCCCAAAAAACCGAAGAAGAAAGACCACUAAAUGAUAUAAUGAAAAAUAUCAGCAUUUUUCAUGAAAAAGUAAUGUUUAGGUUGCUUAAAGUGGAGACGAACAGGAGAAACGUGAAUUUCUUAUAAUAUUUGAACUUUUAUGCCUUGACACAUACAUUCAGAGUGUUAAAUUAAAACCUGAAUUGGCCUAUAAUUUACAAACGAAUGGUACCAAGGUAUUAGCCAUGGUUCCCAGCAUGUCAGAAAACUUUUGGCAAAGAUUUGUUUUUAUUUAAAAAUCGUCUACUUUUUACCAAAUCUCUUUUAGCGGUAUCGUGUUUGAUGGAGCGGGUAUUGGUAUCGACAUGCAAUUGUACGUUUUUGAUUUAUUUUUCGCAUUAAGUCUAUUUAGAUAAAAAUACCUUGAAAAAGUUA